AGGGUUAAAUUCAAAAUAUGGCAAUACUAUUUCUGUUUAUGUCCAAAAUGUGAGAAAGAAUAAGUCAUAAUAAAAUAAGUCAUUGAGUUAAUAAAAUCUGUCAAAUAAGAAGUCCCGGAAAAAAUAAUUAAAUAUAAAUAAUGAUUGACUUGAAAGAUAUAGUUGCCAUCCAGAAUGACAAGUAUUUAGUGAAAAACCAUGUGAGUUAAUAAAAAUAUCUGAUUUAACAGGUUUUUAAACUGGUAAUUUGUUCUUCCUUUGUAAAAUCCAAGUGUUGCGUUUUGAACAUUUUAAAAAUGAAUAUUCCACACCGAAGCCAUAAAUGUGAUUUGUUUGUGAUUUCUGAAAAUGUAAGAGGACUAACGAAAAUUGAAAAGAUCUCUGUAUUCGCUGCCAAAAUUACAAGUGACUCCUGGAUCACCAGAUGGGACUUACGACAUGGCGAACGGAACUGAUACCAUGAGAAACGGGAAUAAUGGGUUGGGUAUGACGACAUGGCCGCUAAAGGUAGAAAAAAGAAAAAAGUCGGGCGUACGUCCGCCGAGGCCCCGAACUGCAACUCUGGAGCGACCACUCUUACUAGACAUUGCAUUUCUAGAAAAAGUAGACAUGUCGCUUGUUCGAAAAGAGCUGCUCAACAUUAGUAAUCUAUGCAGGCCUUCGGCAAGGAAACGGCUAUCGGAAACAACAAAUCACAAUGUCAGGCCCAAUCCACAGAAGAAAAGAGCCAGUGUUUCUAUGCAACAUCUUAAGGUUCCUUCCAGUGAUGAAUCUUGGAGAUCAGAAAAAAUGGUAAGAAACAAAAAUAGAAAAAAUCUGAGAUUAAAUAUGGCCGCCGAUUCGGAUUCAUCAGCUCUAUCAAGUCCCAAAUACAGAACCGACAGUAAUUACACCAUAGCGACAGGGGAAAAUUCUCUAUCACCACGAUCCCAAAUUUCUGGUAGCACUGAUACAACAAUCAAAGGAUUGGACAGUGAUUGUGAAAUAAGUACAUUACGAAAAAGGGGGCAAAAAAAUAAUAAAUUAUUAAGUAAUAAAACGCCUAGGGAAGUAUUUUCAGUGCCACAUUUAAAGCAACAUAUUCCAGAACCUUGCAAGACAUGUGGCCGUAACGAUCUUCCGGAACGGUUUCACAGCCACGGCCGGAACGGGAGCACCACAGGUAAUGUUUCUUCAAUUCCAACGGCGUCUCUGGGAAUUGGAAGUCGAAAUCGAAAUUUAAAGCGAUCAACUUUGCAGCAGAAUAAUAAAUCUCCUUCGGAAUCGGUCAGCACAGCUGCAACGCCUAGGGCUAGUCCCAGAUUAGCAAAAUCACAAACAUCAGCACACCAGACAUCUCCUUUGCAAUCUCACAGGGAAGCUCAUAAACUUAAGGGCAAUUUGAUCCAAUCACUUAGGCCACGUACGUUGACGUGCUAUUUAUGCGGAAGAGAAUUUGGAACGGCGUCAUUACACCUGCAUGAACCAAGGUGCCGGGAGCGCUGGGAAAGGGAAAACGCAUAUUUGCCAGCACAUUUACGAAGGCCUAUGCCAGAGAAGCCACCAGCCAAUUUAUCAGCUUUGGAGUAUAAUAAUAUGGCUUGGAAAGUUUCGCAAAAAUCGUUAUUGCCAUGUGAACAUUGUGGGAGGACAUUUCUACCUGAUCGUUUAGAAAUUCAUUUGCGAUCGUGCAAGCCACAAAAGCAUCAGACAGCUAGAGAGUCGAGCAUCGAUCCAGGCCCUGUCAGCGGGGUAAGCAGCAGUUGCAGUGCACCCGCUCAGCCUGUUGCGUCCGUGUCGAAAUGCAUCGUGUGCGAGCGGGCGGUUACGUCGCGUUCGCUCGCACAACACGAAGCUCAAUGUUUAGCCGCGUGGCGGAGACGCAACGAUCAGCUACCGGAAUCGGAACGAAGGCCGGAGCCGCGGAGGAGACGGAGCUUGGAUUUUCACAAUGAUGACAUAAAGAGCCCAUCACGAAAUUCAUCGGAUUCGCAAUCUCCAUUAAGACCUAAUUUGCGUAAAGAUGGUAACAAAAUCUUGGAUGAAGGAAAAAAUUUGAUACCGGCGAACAAAACUAAACUUCCGUUGCAACUUCAGCGAUGGCGGAAACCUCAGGCACCUCCAAGACCGUGGGCUUUAGAGUGUUAUUUGUGCGGCGUGGAAUUGCCUACAUCCGAAAUCAACGCCCAUGAAGAGAUGUGUGCAGAAGAUUGGAGAAGGCACAACGAGCUACUGCCUAAAGACAAACAGGAAAAGGAACCACGAAAACCAGAUACAAGAUUUACUAGUAUAAAAAGGCAGCAAGUUUCGAAACGUGAAGAUGUUGUUGAUUCGUACUGGAUGAAUCAUCUGAGACAACUGGUGCCAUGUCGCUAUUGUAGUAGAACAUUUAAUCCUGAACGGCUACCUAUUCAUGAAAAAAGUUGCCUUCAUCAAAAAUAUUGAAAACAUGAAAUUUCAUUGUGUAUAUUUGACUUGCAUCUGCUUCGAAGACAGAGGUCCUGAAAUUUGUGUACAUAGAAUUAGAGAUAUAUUGUAUGAUAUUUUUGAUGCUCAAUUUCUUGUACAUAGUAAAGAUUGUAAAUAAUAUAUAGCAUGUUGUUU
Molecule: messenger RNA, 2583 nt
Organism: Ctenocephalides felis (cat flea)
Lineage: Eukaryota; Metazoa; Arthropoda; Insecta; Siphonaptera; Pulicidae
Product: zinc finger protein 474-like
Source: RefSeq, a predicted model, not a curated record